AUGAAAUCGAGACGAUCUCUGGUCUCACUGCGGGCUCCUCCGCCGCCGCCUUCUGCGACAGCACUCGAUCCGGAGAGGACCGGAGACACUCUGGGCAAACUUGCUGCAUCUGAUGCUGCGUCCACCUCGAAUAGCGGAACCCUCGCCACGGCCUACAGUCUGCUCACAUCGGUUCAAGCAGUUGUGUCGAGCGAGGCCUUUAUUAGCAUCCCUGGCCGGUUACCUUGGACCAAACACUGUUUGUGUCGUUCGGCCCUCUUCUUUGACGCCCUUGACAAAGUCAGUAUGGGCGCCUGGAUCCGGGGCAUCCUCUGUGCCCUUGGCCACAUCGACCAGCCACAGCGCAGAUCCUCUGACGUUACGGUCACCACCCCACCGGUUUCACAUCUACGACAGCCCCCAGGUAGGUGUUGA
Dibothriocephalus latus is the source of this 414-nucleotide messenger RNA. NCBI's taxonomy places the organism in Eukaryota, Metazoa, Platyhelminthes, Cestoda, Diphyllobothriidea, Diphyllobothriidae. The record is from the annotation of a GenBank genome assembly.